Messenger RNA from Cyprinodon tularosa, 2858 nucleotides. RefSeq names its product BEN domain containing 5 (gene bend5). The transcript has 6 exons. Gene Ontology annotation, molecular function: DNA binding. The record is from RefSeq and is a predicted model, not a curated record. NCBI's taxonomy places the organism in Eukaryota, Metazoa, Chordata, Actinopteri, Cyprinodontiformes, Cyprinodontidae. Bases 116 to 1465 code for a protein of 449 amino acids. Gene Ontology annotation, biological process: negative regulation of DNA-templated transcription.
AGUAGCCGAGCGCAGAAACAAUCCCCCAACCCCCCCAUGAGUAUAUUUUUUUAAUACUUUGUGGGGGAAAAACUGUCAACCAUAUCCAAAGUGCAGGACCAAAGACAUCUAAAUAAUGUAUGCUUUUGUUAGAUUUUUUGAAGACGACAUGUGCUACGCAUUACCCGUUUCAGCCAUCGAAGAUUUCAGACCUCUGCAAAGAACUGAUUUUGAUCAUCAGAAGGUGUAUCUGGUUCACAGAGCUGGAGAGAAUGGCUGCGCAGGCCAGCCGUGCGAAGCACAGAUCCUUGCCCUUGCAGAUACAGUAGAUGAAUUUGAAGAUAGUAUUACACAAAAGAAGAUGAAAAUUCCCAAGAUGUCCAUCAGGAAUUCAGGAAAGUCUAUCGAGAAUAAUUUUGGAGAGGAGAGAUUACCACUGAGGCAUAAAAAGGCCCUGUCUCAUGACCAUGGGAAGCCUCUCUCUAACUCCUCUAAGAGCCUUGCAGCAGUAGUGGCUCGCCUUGAGAGAAAUGCAGCCAACUCUUAUAUGGAAGGUGAGGAGGACUUGGAUGAGGACCGGUUGGCGGAGGAGGGAGAGGAUGCAGAUGAUGAAGAGGAAGAAAUGGAGGCAGAGCACGGGCAACGUCAUCAUCAUCAGCAGCAACAUUUGGAGGUGGACACGCAUUGUGUGUCAGAGGUCGUGGCGGCCGUUGUUCCAAGGGUUUUGUAUGAGGAGCUGGUUCACAGCUACAGGCAACAGGAGGAGGAGAUGAGGAGACUGCAGCAGGAGCUGGAGAGAACCCGCAGACAGCUGGUGCAGCAGGCCAAGAAGCUAAAAGAAUACGGCAGCUUGCUGACAGAAGUUAAAGAACUGAGAGACUUCAACAGGAGGCUGCAGGAUGUACUCCUCAUGAGACUGGGCAGCGAGCCUAUGCAUGACAAUGGCACUCAGACAAUCAAGGCUGAAGUGGUGGAACCUAUAGUUGAGGCCCAGGAGACAUGCAGGGAAGAAGCAAACACAAGUUCAAGUUACUCACCCUCACCCAGAACCGUGUACACCUGCAAUGAUGGGAAGGUACAUCUUGGUGGUGGAAUCUGGGUGGAGGAAGAGAAAUGGCACCAGCUUCAGAGGACACAGGGAGACUCCAAGUUCACAAAGAACCUCGCUGUGAUGAUCUGGGGAACUGAAACCCUUAAAAACCGUAGUGUCACAGGAGUUGCCACCAAAAAGAAGAAAGACGCUCUGCCCAAGCCUCCACUGUCACCCAGCAAACUGAAAAUUGUAAGAGAGUGUCUCUACGACAGAGUGUCUCAAGAAACAGCCGACAGCGCUGAGAUCACGCAAAGAUUGUCCAAAGUGAACAAAUAUAUCUGUGAAAAGAUUAUGGACAUCAACAAGUCCAUCAAGAAUGAGGAGCGGCGGGAGUCAAAGCUGCUAAUCAGACAGACGGUCAAGAUGGAGAACUUCACCUAUGAUGGCAUAUAGUGAUCAACUGUCACGUCAGCGCCUUCUGCCCCGCGUGGCCUGCAGCAUAUUUAGGGGACUUGGUACUGGUGGGUUGGGGAACGGGGUCACUGUUCUAGAAGCGGUCACAUUUCUUUCACACAGGUCCCAUCCCACCUUCCUUUAGGGCCAGCGUCACAUUUAUCAUUUCUUUCAUUGGCUGCCAGACAGCUUUACCCACCAGUACAUAAAAAAGUUGGAUAUGAGCUAGAGUGAGUGUUUUAUAAGCUUUACCAAUGCAUGGGUACAGAAAUGUGUGCAUAUGUGUCAAAAGAGAUUAGAUAUGAUGCUGAUUUAUGUUCUGUGUCAGAACAUCCUUUCCAGUCCUGGAACUUUUAAAAAGUAAGAGGUGAUUCCUGUAGGUAGGUCUUCUGAUGCUGUAUAAUCGACCAUGCUAGCUAAUGUUGGGUCUUAGACUGUUGGUGGUUUGACUGUUGGUACUAAUUGCGUUGAAUGGGACGUCAGGGUCUUGAAUGCACAAGUCUUAAUUAUUAACAGCCAUAUAUGAUGGGUUGCUCCAAGAGAUUAUCUUUGAAUGUGUGCUGUCUGUCAACUCCUUAACACAUCUGCCCAUGAGGGGGCCUAGUGAGGGUUGGAAAGAAUGACUCCAAAUUAUGAGUCAGUUAUGCUUUAGUUGAUGUGUUUUAUGUAUUUAUUUUUUUAGUGAUCCUAUCAACCAUUAAUGUAAGAACCCAUAAAAGGAUGAUACAAAUCCCAAUUUCCUGAGGACUAUAAGUUAGAAAUGAAUAAACAUUGAACUGCAGGUUCUUUGAUAGACAUGAUUGUUUUGAAUCUGAUAUAAAAUGAAGCAAUUAUUAGAUCUAUGUCCCUAGCCUGUAUCUAAUAAAAAAAAAAGUCAGAUUGAUAGAUUUAAAGACCAAUACUAGGGGGUCUUAGUCUUGGUGCAUUUAAUGAGUAGGUAGAAAAAUCUGAUUUUUCAGUCUUGGACCAUGGAAAUGCAUAAAAAGUUAUCAGUUCUGUUUCACAGCUAAUGGAAUUGAGCUUCUCUGAUCUAAUUGAAUUAGUCUCAGUCUUAGUCAUUUAAAUAAACUUAACUAUAGAGCUGUUACUGGCAUGUUGAUGCCUUUAAAAAGGCCUAAAAUGGAUUUGGCAAUCUCCUGGGACAUAAUGUAUCUUACAAGAGUACAUUCCUUCCAUAUUUUUAAAAGCUUUAUUAUAUAUCUUUUAUGAAAAGAUAUGUUGAGACAUAAAAAAAAAGGUUUGUGCUCACUUUUGUCAGAUACGGUGUUCGUCCUUUUUUCUUUUUUUUCAUUUUAGGAAGCUGUGAUUGUAAAUGUUGUAAGCUGAAGUGAUGAAACUUCAUCUGCACUUUGCUGGGUAAAUGUAAAAUGUGGCCAGGUACUAUUUUAAUGUG